AUGGUUGAGAAUCUCGUUCUGGAUAAGUCUGUUCAGUGGUCUGGCUCCAAGGUCAGCAGAGUAGCCUCUCUUGCACAAGUAUUCCAAAGCCCCGUCGUCAACGUCAAGUUUGAGUGUCUUGCCGUUCUGCUCGAAUCUGUUCUCGAUCUCCUUCAAUCUCAGCUUGACGAUCUUGGAGAUGGCAUGUCUGGAAAGUCUGUUGAAAACAACAGUGGCAGAGAUUCUGUUGAGGAAUUCUGGUCUGAAAUGAGCCCGCACUGCACUCAUCACCAGUUUCUUGGUGUCUUCGUCCACCUUGCUUCCCUUGGAGGCAGAGAUGUACUCGGCACCCAGGUUCGAAGUCAUAAUGACAAUACAGUUCGAACAGUUGACCAAAGUUCCGUUGGCAGCGGUGAUUCUUCCGUCGUCGAGCAUUUGAAGCAUAAUGUUCAAAACUUCGGGAGCAGCUUUCUCCACCUCGUCAAACAGAACCACAGAGUAAGGCUUUCUCAGCAACAGGUUGGUCAACAUACCACCUUCCUCUCGAUUCUCACCAUGGCUUUCUCGUCAGCAAACAGGAAGCCAGCGAGUUUCUUGGCCAGCUCUGUCUUACCAGAACCGGAAAGACCCAAGAACAGGAACGAGGCCGGCUGGUUAGGGUUGGCCAGACCGGAUCUCGAUAGUCUGAUGGCAUUGGAAACAGCCUUGACGGCCUCUCCUUGGCCAACGACAGCAGAAGAAAGCUCUUUCUCCAUGGUGAUGAGCUUAGCGUUCUCGGCUUGA
Messenger RNA from Ogataea philodendri, 762 nucleotides. RefSeq lists its product as uncharacterized. Lineage: Eukaryota; Fungi; Ascomycota; Pichiomycetes; Pichiales; Pichiaceae. The record is from RefSeq and is a predicted model, not a curated record. The coding region runs from base 1 to 762 and encodes 253 amino acids. The transcript has 2 exons.